Molecule: messenger RNA, 1626 nt
Organism: Penicillium egyptiacum
Lineage: Eukaryota; Fungi; Ascomycota; Eurotiomycetes; Eurotiales; Aspergillaceae
Source: the annotation of a GenBank genome assembly
AUGAAUGACGGUCGCGAUGCUGUGUUUAAUCGCGGGGUGCUCCAUGCGGAGGCCAGUGCGAACACCCACUCUAUGAACAGCGCGACGUCUCUCGUGCCUCACAAACCAAUGCCUUCGGCCAAGAUGAAAUCCACACAAUUGCCGCAACCAUUGUCACUACAAAUAGAUGGCUUGAACGCCGUUACCCUCGCUCACGGCGAGGGUAACCCGAACCCAGCCUAUAUCGAAUCGUCGGAGCGCGGCAGCGAUACAUCGGGCGAUGGCCGACGACCAGACCUUUCCGCUAGCACCGUUACAGAUUCUCUUUCCAGCAUUCCUUCAUCGUCGACCAAUGGUUAUAAUAGUCAGUCGACAGAGUUCGGUAACUCUCAUACAUUGAAUGGACAUACAUCGAUACCCUGGUUGGACGAAGAGUUAUUGGAAACCCAACUCGCCCCGCCCAUGCAGCCGGUGAAUGGAGGUGCCUCAGUAGAUCGAUGGCAACCCUCAUUAUCGCCGAUCAAAGCCGGCAAUGUUUCAAUAUCACCGCCUGCAUCGCCAAAGCAUUCGCGCACAAGGUCGAACUUUGAUGCUCGCUUGGCCCCAAGCCAGAAACGGACAGCGGCCGGCGACUUCAAAUCCACGUUAGAUCCCCCAGCUCACAGUGCCGACGUGAAUCGAGCUGCACGACGACGUUCGAAGAGUACGGGCUCGUCAGCUUAUGGAAGCAGGAUUGCACAGUUGUCGGUCCAUAUCCGUACACGUCUAUCGUAUGCAGCCGCCAAAGUAGAACAGGCCCGACAGUCGCGUGAAGCUACCCCUCAAACCGCAUUGCGAACACACAACAGCAGGUCGCCAUUGAGCCCGCCGGCACCAAGUGAUACCGCAUCAUUACCGGCGGGAAACUCCAGGCCUUUUUCACAAGAUUCACAAACAUCCUCCAACGGAAACUCCCAUCAUUUCCCGAGCCAUAACCGCUCGCGAUCAGCAUUCUCAUCUAAUCAAUUCCUUCCAAUUCCCAAGCUAGCACCGCCUGUGGAUAUCAUCUCAUCAAAUGGUCAUAACCAGCGCCGUCGACCGAAUCCUAACGCAAUCUCCAAACCUUCAAACCACAGCCCUAUCUCCCGCCACCGACGCCACCAUUCACACCAAGAGAACGGACUCAUCCGACCACUCGACGGACAAGCAGUCCUAGGGCCAGAGACGCCCUCGCUUUCGUCAUCUCACACAUACGCACCGACAUCCACACCGAACGGGUUCUACAGACCCCGCACUCACUCCCAAAACACACUGAUGGAACAAGACGCCAUCGAAACCCUGAUGUUCAUGUCCAGCCCUGAGAACUCGGGGUAUCGUUUCAGUCCUCGCCCGCUGCAACCAGCGAGCACGCAAAGCAGCCUGAACGAGUCGACCAACGCUUCCAGCAAUGGAGGGUAUCACGAUGGUAGCCAGGGCUCCCAAAGCUCCGAGUCUCACAAUGGUCAUGAACUCCGAAGAAAGCCAGAGCUAGAAGCUCAUGCUGGUGAUGAUAUUGAUCGCCUUUUGGAUCAAAUGGAUAGUGAUAGCGAGGAUGAGGAUCGGUACGCAUCGUAUCGAUCUGGAAUUAAUGGUGCGCAUCCAUUCAGAGGGCACCAACAUCCGAGGUAA